Messenger RNA from Daucus carota subsp. sativus, 1782 nucleotides. RefSeq names its product pectate lyase. Bases 151 to 1452 code for a protein of 433 amino acids. The record is from RefSeq and is a predicted model, not a curated record. The transcript is spliced from 4 exons. NCBI's taxonomy places the organism in Eukaryota, Viridiplantae, Streptophyta, Magnoliopsida, Apiales, Apiaceae. Gene Ontology annotation, molecular function: pectate lyase activity.
CGAUUUGUUUUGUUCGCCUGGGUUUCCACCCACAAAAUAACAAGCGAAUCGCCAAGAUUCGCUUGUGAGAAAUUUGUUUGUGAGGGGGCAUCAUUAAGAUACAAAGUGCAUGCAGUACCCCCCACAAGAACAAAUUUUACAAUAAUUAUAAUGGGUAGGGGCAGAAAGGUUGUUUUCUUCUUGAUUUUCUUGUCAUUUGCUUCUGGAAUCUAUGCAAAUAUAGGAGAGUUUGAUGAUUUUCUUAAGCAACAAGCUGAGGAGGCCAAGCAAAUAGCAGAACAAUCGUAUAAUCCUCAUCCUGAAGAAGUUGCUAAUAGUUUGAACAAGCAAGUUGGCGAUUUGCUGCAUUCCAAUCGCACGAGGAGACAUCUUGCAGGAGCAGAAUGCAUGGCAACAAACCCUAUAGACAGAUGCUGGAGGUGUCACGGGGAUUGGCAUGAAAAUCGAAAGAGGCUUGCGGACUGUGGGAAGGGCUUUGGUCGUAACACCAUUGGUGGAAGAGACGGCGAAAUCUAUGUUGUAACUGAUCCAUCUGACAAUAAUGUUGAGGAACCAACACCAGGAACUCUUCGACAUGCUGUUAUUCAGAUGCGUCCGUUAUGGAUCAUUUUUUCGAAAUCAAUGGUGAUUAGGCUCGAAGAAGAGCUCAUUAUGAGAAAAGACAAGACAAUUGAUGGGAGAGGUGUGAAUGUUCACAUUGCUUAUGGUGCCGGAAUUACUAUUCAGUAUAUUAGCAACGUGAUAAUUCAUGGCAUUCGGAUUCAUCACAUUAUUCCAAGACCUGGUGGAAUGGUUAGAGAUGCUGUAAAUCACAUUGGACUUCGAACAAUCAGUGAUGGUGAUGGAAUCAGCAUUUACGGUUCAAGUAACGUCUGGAUCGAUCAUGUUUCACUAGAAAAAUGUUCAGAUGGCCUCAUUGAUGCUAUUGAGGGAUCAACAGCUAUUACAAUCUCUAACUGCAAAUUCAACAACCAUGAUCAUGUGAUGUUGUUUGGAGGAAGUGAUAAAUCUGUGCAAGAUAGAAUUAUGCAAGUAACCGUUGCAUUUAACCGAUUUGGAAAGGGCUUAAUUCAGCGGAUGCCUAGGGCUCGACAUGGGUUUUUCCAUGUGGUUAACAAUGAUUACAAUCGAUGGCAAAUGUACGCUAUUGGUGGCAGUGCUAAUCCUACCAUCAUUAGUCAAGGCAACCGUUUCAAAGCCCCUGAAAAUCCUUUCGCUAAAGGGGUGACAAAGAGGGAUUAUGCGACAGAGGAGGAAUGGAAAAACUGGCAGUGGAGAUCCGAAGGCGACUUGUUUAAAAAUGGAGCCUACUUCAAUGAGUCUGGACCGCCUUUUAUCCAAGAAAAUCCAGCGAUUAGGAGGCGUCUGAUCAAAGCAAAGCCUGGAAGUUUUGCCGGGAGACUUACACGCUACGCAGGUGCUCUCAAAUGCAAGCUUGGCCAUCCUUGUUAAUGAGCAUAUCAGAUGGGUACUUCUAUUUUCACUCUAUCGCAAUAUAUGCAGAAUACAAGACAAAAAAAACCUGGUUAAGAUUGGUUUAAUUUCUCUCUUGUAUUUUAGUUGUAGUUGAUUGCCAAGGGAGAUGAUAAGAUGUAAUGGGGUCAAAUUCUUGAAUUAUUUAAUCCAGAAGGAAGGAAAACAAACACAUAUACUGUUAUUUAUCAGAUCUGGUCAUGGGUUAAUUAGAUGCUGCAGUACGAAUAUGCUCAUACAUUAUGCUACUUACUCGUUAAAUUUCACGAGAUUAAAAUUAACAAAUAUAUACCAUUUGAGGAUUGUUGU